Messenger RNA from Siniperca chuatsi (mandarin fish), 2856 nucleotides. It is a transcript of the gene alpi.1, whose product is annotated as alkaline phosphatase, intestinal, tandem duplicate 1. Gene Ontology annotation, molecular function: alkaline phosphatase activity. Bases 251 to 1933 code for a protein of 560 amino acids. Gene Ontology annotation, biological process: dephosphorylation. NCBI's taxonomy places the organism in Eukaryota, Metazoa, Chordata, Actinopteri, Centrarchiformes, Sinipercidae. Gene Ontology annotation, cellular component: plasma membrane. The transcript is spliced from 12 exons. The record is from RefSeq and is a predicted model, not a curated record.
GUAGUGGUGGGAGGAAAAUAACUUUUUGUCUUCUAUCAGUCAUUUAUUACUUCUCUGCAUACCUCAGAGGUGAGAAACUUCGCACAGCAUUGUUGCAGAAGGAGAUAUAAGAAGCGAUUUGUAGUCGUGAGGCAUUUGGAGACCCAAGAAAACAGGAGGCGGAAGACAAAGAAGAAAAGCAACAAGAGGAAAGUGGAGAGAAUAACAAUGUUGGGAAAAGAGAAAUAAGUCUGACAGCUAAAGAGGCGAGAUGAUACUGUUGAUAAGCUUACUUCUUGCUGGAUAUGGCUGCGCAGCCUCCAGGUCGCUCGGAUUAGAGAUGCAGACGCCACAUUGCAGGGCCCCCAAUCUCCUGCUCAUCCUUCUGGGCCCCAUACUGUUGGCUGUGGGCCGGGCCGCUACGCAGAGCCAAGCAUUGUAUGAACUUGAGAAGGAACCAGCCUAUUGGGAUGCUCAGGCCAGGGAAACACUGGAUGCUGCGCUGAAACUCCGCCCCCGGGACCACCAGGCCAAGAACAUCAUCCUGUUCCUCGGCGACGGGAUGGGCGUGUCCACAGUGUCGGCAGCUCGAAUCCUGCGAGGUCAGAUGGAGGGCGGAUCAGGGGAGGAGACAAUGCUGGCCAUGGACACCUUCCCAUAUGUGGCCCUGUCAAAGACCUACAGUGUGGAUAAGCAGGUAGCAGACAGCGCUAGUACGGCUACAGCCUACCACUGUGGGGUGAAGGCCAACGCUAAGACAGUAGGGCUGAGCGCUAACGCAGUGGCCUACGAGUGUAACACCACCUUUGGUAACGAGGUCUACUCAGUACUACGACGUGCUAAAGCACAAGGUAAAUCAGUUGGUGUAGUGACCACCACCCGUGUCCAGCAUGCCUCCCCGGCUGCUGCUUAUGCCCACUCUGUCAGCCGCAGUUGGUACAGUGACGCAGAUCUUCCUUUCAAUGCCCGCAGACAGGGCUGUGUUGACAUUGCAACCCAACUUGUCACCAAUGUUGACAUUGAUGUGAUUCUGGGGGGAGGGAGGAUGUACAUGACACCAAAAGGCACCCCAGACCCCGAGUACCCUACCUCCAACUCUCGCAAGGGGGACCGCAAAGACAAGAAGAACCUCAUUGAUGUGUGGCUGAAGGCUAAACCAAACAAGAAGUCACACUACGUUUGGCACAGGAAGGAGUUUGACGAGAUAAAUGUAAAAACUACUGACCGGCUCAUGGGUCUGUUUGAGCCAAAGGACAUGAGAUUUGAGGUUUUCCGGAACAGCACACGUGACCCCUCCAUUGUGGAGAUGACCGAGAAGGCCAUACAAAUCCUCAGCAAGAAUCCCAAAGGAUACUUCCUGUUUGUGGAAGGAGGAAGGAUUGAUCAUGGCCACCAUGACGGCAUUGCCAAACUGGCACUGACAGAAGCUGUGAUGUUCGACCGAGCCAUUCAGCGCGCUGCACGUCUAACCAGGGAAUCUGAUACUCUCACUGUGGUCACUGCUGACCACUCCCACGUCUUCACCUUUGGUGGUAGCACACCCCGAGGGAAUCCCAUCUUUGGUCUGGCACCAAAGAAAGCCGAUGACAAAAUGCCUUUCACCAGCAUCCUGUAUGCCAACGGCCCCGGUUAUGUCCAUAUAAAUGGAACCAGAGGGAACAUCACAAUGGUGGAUUACUAUGAUGAGGAGUACAUGCAGCAGGCUGCCGUCCCAUUGGAUGCUGAGACACACGGGGGGGAGGAUGUGGCCAUCUACGCCAAAGGCCCAAUGGCUCACCUGUUCCAUGGGGUGAAAGAGCAGAACUACGUGGCACACGUCAUGGCCUACGCUGCCUGCUUAGAGCCCUACACGAACUGCCCUCCUCACCCCCACAUCCACACCUCGAGCAGCUGUGUGAACACACCCUCGAGCCUCCUGUUUGGCCUUCUUGGCCUCCUCUGGUUACUCAGAUGACGCCAAAACACACACACAUCAACACACACACACUUACCCAAAUACAUUGUAUGCAUACAGCAAUACAGACACUUAAUACGCUAAACAUUCAUAGAGUACAUGCACACACAUUCACUGUAUGCACACAGGCUGGCAAGUCAGAAUGCAGGGAUAAACACACUGUAUGUGUUAACAGAAAUAUACUCACAUGCACACACUUACAAUCACAUGAGCUUGUAACCUAAAAUGUAGGCUUAAACAUGCACGUAGUAGCUCUUAUUCAAAUACAAACUAACAAACAGGCAGGCAUUGCAGGCUACAACACAUGCAAAUAUGCAAACAUGCACAAGCGGUUAAGAAACACGCCAUCAGCAUUUACUUCAUGAAGACUAUUUCAAACUUGUACUUGCAACAUGACUACUAACUUGCACUAACUAGUUCUUUCAUGUUAGUCAUUUUCUAAAGUUAAAUACAAACUCUGCUCGUUCAUAGCUAUCAGACAUUUGCAAGGAGCUGCAAUUUUCUAGUUACACAUUCAGGCUUUAGCCAGAAUAACUUGAAACAAGCAAGCAGGAUAAGGGCUCCUGUUCAGCUUGUGAACACUCAGAGAGUCAUUGUCCAGAUGGAAUGAAUGACUAUAUUACGGUAACAGAAACCUGAACUACGGGCCAUGCCAAGCUGCGACACCAGAACUUACACGAAAUCAUAAAGAUGUUCCUCUUUCAGGUGUGGAAAAUUUGUAGCUUUUAAGUUUUUUAUUUAGUUUGUAGCCUAUCUUGACCUCAUUGGUUCCAAAUAGUAAAUCUGUUUUCUGUCAGAUUGUCUGUCACUUGAUAUGUAAUCUAUUUGAAUUGUACAUGAAUGUAUUUUGUAAGCAAAUGUUCUCAAUGUAUUUUUAUACUGUGUUUUUACAGAUGUUACUUAAAUAAGGAUGAGCACAAUCA